UGGACUCGCCGGCGCUCCUUUCCUUCCUCCACCCGGCGUCGUCCCGCGGCGUGUGCGUGGGAAACUUGGCGGCAUGCUGCGCGUUAACGGCUGCGCGGACGCGUGGAACACGUUGAAGCAGAUGGACGCGAACUCGGCGAGCUGGAAUUCCAGUGUCUUGGCUUCAGACGCAACUGAUCUUCCGUUUCUGCGUGUGCGACAGAUUGUUGGCAUGUUGCUGAAUGGCUGACGAGCCACGCCCCUCCCGCCCUCCCUCGUGAAGCAACACGGUCGCCAUGUACCAGGAGGUGGCUUUCCUGGCCGGCGGCACCGAGCACCAGUUCACAACUUUCCACUUCAAGCACGUGGAGAACCCCCAGGAGGUCUCCUCCAAGAAGGGCGUCUUCUACAAGCGGGCCCAGCACCUCCUCAAGCCCCAGGCCCGCCAGCCGGACUCCGACGACGGGGCGGCCAUCAUCAACGUGGGAGGCAUCAAGUACCGCAUCCCUUGGUCCACCUUGGAGGAGUUCCCCAUGACCAGGCUGGGGAAGCUGCGCGGCUGCAGCAACGAAGCCGAGAUCAUGGACGUGUGCGACGACUACGACGGCAGCCGCAACGAGUUCUUCUUCGACCGGAGCCCGUCGGCCUUCCGCUCCAUCGUGACCUUCCUGGCGGCGGGCAAACUGCGGCUGCUCAGGGAGAUGUGCGCCCUGUCCUUCCAGGAGGAACUACUCUACUGGGGCGUGGAGGAGAACAAGCUGGACUGGUGCUGCCUGAGGAAGCUGCGCCUGCGCCAGGAAGAGUACAAGGAGAUGCAGAGGCUGGAGGAAGAGGAGACCGAACUGGUCACGCUGCAGUCCUGCGAGGAGAGCCAGCAGCCGGGCGCCGUGCCGGACGAGAACCAGGAGGGCGGAUGCAUGCGGAGACUGAGGGACAUGGUGGAGAACCCCCACUCCGGAAUCCCUGGGAAGAUCUUCGCCUGCCUGUCCGUGCUGUUUGUGGCCAUCACCGCCGUGACGCUCUGUGUCAGCACCAUGCCGGACCUCAGGGAGGAGGAGGAGAGGGGGGAGUGCUCCCAGAGAUGUUUCAACAUCUUCGUGCUGGAGACGGUGUGUGUGGCGUGGUUCUCCCUGGAGUUUGUGCUGCGCUUCAUCCAGACCCAGAGGAAGUGCACCUUCCUGCGCACGCCGCUCAACGUCAUCGACGUGGUGGCCAUCUUGCCCUACUACGUCACCCUCAUCGUGGAUUCGCUGUCGGUGGGCGGCAAGCAGGCGGGCUCCGGGAACAACUACUUCGAGAAGGUGGGCCUCGUCCUUCGAGUCCUGCGGGCGCUGCGGAUCUUUUACGUCAUGAGGCUGGCUCGCCAUUCGCUGGGCCUGCAGACCCUGGGACUGACAGUAAAGAGGUGCACGCGGGAGUUUGGUUUACUGCUCCUCUUCCUGUGCGUGGCCAUGGCGCUCUUCUCUCCACUGGUGUUCCUCGCCGAGAGCGAGUUCGGCGCCAAGCAGGAGUUCACCAGCAUUCCCGGGAGCUACUGGUGGGCGGUCAUCUCCAUGACCACGGUGGGCUACGGCGACAUGGUGCCCAGGAGCAUCCCCGGCCAGGUGGUGGCGCUCAGCAGUAUCCUGAGCGGCAUCCUGCUCAUGGCCUUUCCAGUCACGUCCAUCUUUCACACAUUCUCCAGGUCCUACGUGGAACUGAAGGAGGAGCAGAACCGAGCGCUGAGGCAGAAGCCCGACUCGCAGGACAGUAGCAAGUCGCAGAACAGCGAAGACUCGCAAGACACGGACAGCUACCACGGAGCCACGGAAGCCGCCAUCUCGGCCGUACAGAGAAGGAAGUCCAUGGCUCUGCACAGAGAGCAGAUCCAGACUUAGCGGUUCCUUAGUCUGGUCUUCAAGAAAAUGAAACUUCAGUUGGUGUUUCUGACUGGUCCGUGUGGAACUUCAUUUUGGUGAAUAGAUUCAAAAGUAUCCAGAAAUCAAGUACUGUUGUAUGAGUUUAGGAAAGAAAAACUGCCAUAAAGACUUUUUAAGCCGGGUACACAUAUGCGGCAAUCAGGACGAAUUUCCCCCUCUUAUGAUCAAAGUCAGCAAAAGUCCAAUCAAUAGCAAAAAAAUGGUUCUCAAACUUUUUACAACCUAAAAAAAUACUUUGCGCUCCAAGUACCAUCAUUGGUCAUAGUAGGUGUUUGUCAAAAACAUUCCUAAAUAGAAUAUUUAAUAAUGUUGUAAGCCACUGCAACACUAUAGUUAAAAAAAAAACAAAGAAAAAAUUAUUGAUUCAAUUGAAACAUUUUGCACAUAACAUGUUUAAUUCAAGUUAUACCUAAAUGUUUAAAAGAAACAAUUCUCAAUGAGAAAAGAUUAUUUUUCCCUUUCUUUCAGAAAAAGUCAGAUUUUGGCAUUUCUGUCUGAUUUUUUCUUCCCAUUCAUUUGAAAUAAUGACCGUAAAUCAUAAAUAACAUAAUUGCCAUAAGUCGUUUUUGAACGUUUACAAAAAAAUUGAAGAAACGCAAUUCGUCAAACAAGAGUCCAGUCUCCUACACAAAGAAAAAAAAACAUUUUCUAGCAAGCACAAUGUUUUUUAAAAAAUUUUUUUAAAAUUGAUAUUGUGACAGUAGCCAAAGUUAGAAAUGACGGGCAAUUAUGCUGUUAGGCUAAUGAAUUGUUGAACCUAUUCAAUAUUUACGACUGCAAAUCCUUGUGGUCAACAGAGUUCGGCUGAGUGGCGGAUUUUUUAAUUGUGACGUGAAACGGAACAAUAGCCAAUUACCAGAUAAGCUAACAGUUAGCAUGGCUUCUUCUAUGAAAUUUUAAGAAGUCUGUAUGCCUUGUGGCGCAAUGCUGCCUCUCACGGGUGAGUCUUGGUACUACGGCAGACAUCUAGUUUUGGGGAGGAGACCCGUGAUUGUCAGUGGAAGUUUCGUUGUGUGGUUUGCUAUGUUGGUCGUGUCGAGAACAUCACACUGCAACCACAGAUGCCAGUUUUGUUUUCCUUGUCAUGUGGAGUCUCUCACACUUAAAGAAUUGGUUUAACGUAAACAUUUGGUAUGUGCACCUCCGCUUAAGUCACGCGUGGCUAUUCAGCCUUCGUCUGAAUACUAAAUAUUUUACACGGUCUUGUUUCUGAAUUAGAAUGAUUGAGAGAGAGGGAGAGAGUCGUGUUUAUAGGAAUUACUGAUGUGGUGUUUCUUUCCCAUUCACUGUCUCAUUCCGUAUGCACGACAUGUGCCGAGCUAAUUAUAGGCCACACUGCAGCAAAAAAAAAAAAAUUAAAUAAAAUAAAAAGCUUGACAGUCUGUUGGGAAAUUAGAUUGACAAGAAAAUGACAAAAGGAUUGACGCCACUCGACUGAAGGAAAACACGAGGGGAAGAUGAGUUCAAUGCAUCCAGACAAUGAAGUAGAAACGAGUCUCCUCUGCAAUUUUUUAUUUUCUUAAUUUUUUUUAAUAACGUCCAAGAAAGUGGGAGCUGUUACCAAUUCGCUUCAGUAAAUGUAUUUUUUUUUUUUUUUUAGGUUAAUGAUUAUAUUGAUGAGAAUCUUUAAAAUGAUUAAAAUCGUCAUCUUUAAUCUGUAGAGAUGAAAAUGUGCUAACCAUCAUAUUUAGUAUUCUAUUGUGUUUGGAAGAUAAUGUUGGUGAAUGUUACAAUCUUCUUGAAAAAUGGAAAAAAUAAGAUUGAAAGCCAAAUUAAUUUGUCCAAUGAAAAUAAAUUUAAUUCACAAUAACAAGGAAGAAUAGUUCUUAUUGGCUUACUUGAUGAGAAAAUAUUAUAUAGUUGUAUAUAGUUAUAUUUGGGUAUAGAAGGGUGAAUUUACUUUCAAAUUUACUUUCAAAUUCCUUAUCCAUUCAAAACUGUAAAAACAGUAUGUUAUGAAACACCUUUCAGGGAAUUCAAGAAUGAAUGUUGAGUUUGGAUUCAUAUUUUGUGUUAGAUUUUUGGGUACAUUAUGAUUCCUUCAUCGAUGUUAACGGUGUUGUGUGUAUCAGUCGCUGACAACCCUUUAGUCACAUAUUUAGAGCAUGGAUUAAGUGCAAAGGGCAUAAAACACACACACACACACACGCACACACAAAGUACAAAGGCCUUUUGAUAUUCAUUCCCCCCUCGGGCAGCAGAAACGAAAGAGCUCUCACGCUUUCGGGUGAGUCAGGCAUUGAAAAUAAUGGAUUUCCUCAAACGGCGAGUACGUUUUAUGACUUUGUGUGACUGGAGUGCCUUGUCAGGAGAAAACGUAACAGUGUUAAACUGUGAAAGUGUUAUUGGAAUGUGCUCUCUUUUAAAAUCCUACACAGGCAUGAUUAGGCUGGAACACAAAGCAUGCAACUAUUGCACACAAACAAUGUAUCUACUAUUGUUUUUUUUUUAAAUCAAUUAACUUUUUAAAAUGGAUGGUUGGAAUGAAACAACCUGGAAUGUAUUUUGGUUAUGAAACACCAGCCUCCUUUAAAAACAAUACAAAACAAAAAAAACGUAAUAAAGAUUCUAAUAAAGUC
This is a messenger RNA of Phycodurus eques (leafy seadragon), 4477 nucleotides long. It is a transcript of the gene kcng2, whose product is annotated as potassium voltage-gated channel, subfamily G, member 2. The record is from RefSeq and is a predicted model, not a curated record. The transcript is spliced from 3 exons. Gene Ontology annotation, molecular function: voltage-gated potassium channel activity. The coding region runs from base 276 to 1856 and encodes 526 amino acids. Gene Ontology annotation, biological process: protein homooligomerization; potassium ion transmembrane transport. Gene Ontology annotation, cellular component: voltage-gated potassium channel complex; membrane. NCBI's taxonomy places the organism in Eukaryota, Metazoa, Chordata, Actinopteri, Syngnathiformes, Syngnathidae.